This is a messenger RNA of Bursaphelenchus okinawaensis, 1325 nucleotides long. NCBI's taxonomy places the organism in Eukaryota, Metazoa, Nematoda, Chromadorea, Rhabditida, Aphelenchoididae. The record is from the annotation of a GenBank genome assembly.
AUGAAACGACAUAGACAUAGUGUACAACAAAGAGUGGUGGUCGAGUCUGACGACUUUGAUUAUUCUGUCACUUCAGAUGAUGUACAAGGUAACUUGGCUAACUUAUUAAUUUUAAAAUUUAUACAAAUCCGACAUACAUCGUAUUUUACAAACUAUUAGGUUUUUCAAAAAAUUCUGGGCCUUUCUUAAAAAAAAUUUCGGGAUUAAGGGGGCGCAGAAUUAUUUGAGCAGCUUAACAUAUUAUUUUAGGUAAUAAAACAUAACAUAUUGUUAUUUAUAAUGAAAAAAGAAAAAAUAACUUUUUAGAAAAGAAAGACCAAUGUACUCAACGUGCCGAAAAGAUGGUUCAGUUUUACAAAGAAAAAAUCCAACGGCAGCUCAGUGACUACAAUAAGGUCAGGAACGAGGAGCAGAGGUUGUUACAGGAACAAAAUGAACUCAAGGCUCUGUAAGUAAUUUUUAAUUUAAAAUUUUUUAAAAUUUUAGGUAUGGCUUGACAAUUAAAGCUCAUUUGUUGUAUUUUAUAUUAGGUUUACAAGUUGAAACGUAAUGCCAAUUGGCGGGAAAUUCAAAAUUUUGAUUUCGAAAAUUAUUGCCAAGGGCAAAAUGAGAGCUAGAGAAAGAUAAUUUUUUUGCGAUAGGAAUCAGGGCAUUUUUAAUAUUUUUUUUAAUUUUCAGAAACUCUCAACUGGACAAAAAGUUGGAGGCCCUAACCCUACAAGCCGCCAAAGGAGCUCAAAAAGACAGUUUCAUGCACACUAUGUUCAAUGAAAUGAUGACAAAAGAAAACCCAGAGGUGAAGAUGACUAGUGAAUACUUGAAAAAGACUAUGCCAAUUACUGAAGAGCUGUUUGAAACUUUGAAUGUUACCACUAAGACUGAGAAACAGGCUUUGGAUGUGAGUUAGUAAAAUUUUUUCUUUGUUAGGGUAGAGUAAGGUAGGGUAGAUUAAGGCAGGAAAAAGAAGUAGAGGACAGGACAAGACAGAACGGAAGAAACGGACAAGGCAAUACAGAGCAGGUUAUGGUAGGUUAAGGUAGGGUAGGGCAAGGUAGGGUAGGGUAGGGUAGGGUAGAUAAAAUGAAAAUAAUUUUCAACUACAGAAUCUAUCAGACAUUGAAGCAAGUGCCCGCACCACCCUUCAGCCUCUAGUACAACAACGAACCUUGUUGGAGAAGAAGCUGAACGCCUUGAGAGACAGUUAUGACACUUCACAAGAGAUGAAGAGAUCUCUGUUCGAACAAAAAGUAAAAAGCACUACCGAGUUGGACUGCCUCAACUUGGAGCUGGACUAUAUGGAGAUAAGAAAGAAGAGCAAUACAUAA